AUGUGUCAAGAUUCGCACCAUGCAUCGACUCCGGUCGAGCCCGACUCCGACGCCGAAGGUGCCUCGUUAUACUGUGACUCACUUGACAAUGCCAGUUACACCACAAGUGUGACAUCGAGCGUGCUAGACUAUCAUGUGCUACCUCGCUACUGGAUCACGAACUGUGCUGAUCAGAUACAGAACGGUCGCAGAUAUCACUCAUACCAUGAAGGAGAAUACGUUCUGCCAAAUGACGAACGGGAGCAAGAUCGCCUUGAUCUGAGCCACCACAUUUAUCUAAUGAUCCUCAAAGGAGAAUUGUGCCAAGCACCAGUCCAAAGUCCAAAGCGAGUACUAGAUCUCGGGACAGGAACAGGUUUAUGGGCAAUCGAAUAUGCAGAUACACACCCAAACUCACAGAUAAUUGGAAUUGACCUAAGCGCUAUUCAGCCAUCAUGGGUGCCUCCAAACUGCCGCUUUGAGAUUGAUGACUUUGAACAACCAUGGUCAUACAGCAAGCCAUUUGACUAUAUCCAUGGGCGCGAAUUGGAAGGUUCCAUCCGUGACCAUGAUAUGCUCUUCAAACAGGCACUUGACAAUCUGAAUCCCAAUGGAUGGUUUGAGAUGGCAAGCUUCGACGUCAAUACUUAUUCGGAUGACGGAACUCACCUCCGCGCAACGAACUUUAUGUUAUCCAUUAAGCAUAUGCACGAAUCAUCACGCAUGUUUGGAAAGGAAAUGACAUCCUCCGAAACCUGGAAAGAACGGAUGGAGAAGGCCGGGUUUGUGAAUGUCAAAGAAGAUAUCUAUAAGCUGCCCCAAAGUCCAUGGCCCAAAGACCCCAAGCUCAAAGAGCUUGGUCGGUACCAUCAACUCAACAUGCUUGAAGCUAUGCCUAUUUAUACAUAUGCGUUGUUUUCAAGAGUGCUUGGGUGGACACGCGCCGAAAUCGAGGGAUUGUUGGCAGGAAUUCGAACGGAGCUGCGAGAUACAUCGCAUCACCUAUACACGAAAUUGCGGGUGGUUUACGGCCAGAAACCCGAAGGACCUAUGGAUGCCUAA
Penicillium vulpinum is the source of this 1041-nucleotide messenger RNA. RefSeq names its product class I SAM-dependent methyltransferase. Gene Ontology annotation, molecular function: methyltransferase activity. The coding region runs from base 1 to 1041 and encodes 346 amino acids. The record is from RefSeq and is a predicted model, not a curated record. NCBI's taxonomy places the organism in Eukaryota, Fungi, Ascomycota, Eurotiomycetes, Eurotiales, Aspergillaceae. The transcript is spliced from 10 exons.